Molecule: messenger RNA, 3944 nt
Organism: Octodon degus (degu)
Lineage: Eukaryota; Metazoa; Chordata; Mammalia; Rodentia; Octodontidae
Gene: Hey1
Product: hes related family bHLH transcription factor with YRPW motif 1
Exons: 5
Coding region: 159-1085 (308 amino acids)
Biological process (GO): regulation of transcription by RNA polymerase II; Notch signaling pathway; regulation of neurogenesis
Cellular component (GO): nucleus
Molecular function (GO): RNA polymerase II cis-regulatory region sequence-specific DNA binding; protein dimerization activity; DNA-binding transcription factor activity, RNA polymerase II-specific
Source: RefSeq, a predicted model, not a curated record
CCUCCCUGGAGCUGCGAGCUGGGGCGCAGCGUGGGAAAGGAUGGUUGAGUUUUAACCCGGGGCAGAGCACGAGCGGGAUCAGUGUGUGCGGAACGCGAGCAGCGGAGCGCAGAGCGGCGCCGCCGUGGUUAACUCCUCCCUGCCCCUGUGCGGCCAGCAUGAAGCGAGCUCACGCCGAGUACAGCUCCUCCGACAGCGAGCUGGACGAGACCAUCGAGGUGGAGAAGGAGAGCGCGGACGAGAAUGGAAACUUAAGUUCGGCUCUAGGUUCCAUGUCCCCAACUACAUCUUCCCAGAUUUUGGCCAGGAAAAGACGGAGAGGCAUCAUUGAGAAGCGCCGACGAGACCGGAUCAAUAACAGUUUGUCUGAGCUGAGGAGGCUGGUGCCUAGUGCUUUUGAGAAGCAGGUAAUGGAGAAAGGUUCUGCUAAGCUAGAAAAAGCUGAGAUCUUGCAAAUGACGGUGGAUCACCUGAAAAUGCUGCACACUGCUGGAGGGAAAGGCUACUUUGACGCUCACGCCCUCGCUAUGGACUACCGGAGCUUGGGGUUCCGGGAAUGCCUGGCUGAAGUUGCCCGUUACCUGAGCAUGAUUGAAGGACUGGAUGCCUCCGAUCCGCUUAGGGUGCGACUGGUCUCGCAUCUUAACAACUAUGCCUCCCAGCGGGAAGCGGCGAGUGGCGCCCACGCAGGCCUCGGACACAUUGCCUGGGGAAGCGCCUUCGGACAUCACCCGCACAUCGCGCACCCGCUGUUACUAGCCCAGAACGGCCACGCGAACGCUGGCACCACGGCGUCGCCUACGGAACCACACCAUCAGGGCAGGUUGGCCUCGGCACACCCGGAGGCGCCUGCCUUGCGAGCGCCCCCUAGUGGCGGCCUUGGACCCGUGCUCCCCGUGGUCACUUCCGCUUCCAAACUCUCACCACCUCUGCUGUCCUCCGUGGCCUCGCUGUCCGCCUUCCCCUUCUCCUUUGGCUCCUUCCACUUACUCUCUCCCAAUGCACUGAGCCCUUCGGCGCCCACGCAGGCGGCAAACCUUGGCAAGCCCUAUAGACCGUGGGGGACGGAGAUUGGAGCCUUUUAAAGAACUGAUGCUGUAGGAUGAGGGAGGGGAUAACUUAAAAUCCCAGCUGAGCUGGACUGUGUUGCCAACAUCACCUUAAAGUCGUCAGUAAGAAUAAAAAGGAAAAAGGUACACUUUCAGAUAGUUUUUUUUUUUUUUUUUUUGAAAGACUAAAGGUUUGUUGGUUUACUUUUUUCUUUUUUUAUAUCGGGUAUUAGCAGUUUUAAAGAACUAGUUGUUGAUUUUUGCUUAAAACAUUAAAUUGAGAUAGUAUAAACCAACACUUUGUGACAGGUCUAUACUAUGCCUAAUUUACUUUGUACACUUCUAAGAGUGAUUCCAUUUUGCCCCCAAGUUUUGGGAAUCAUAACAUUUAGUGUUUCUGGUCUUUUUCUCCUUGUGUAAUUGUGGUCUGUUUUUAGAAUUAAUUUUCCAAACCACUAUGCUCAAUGUAACAUGAUUCUGUUUGUUAAUAUUUUGACAGAUUAAGGUGUUGUAUAAGUAAAUAUUCUUUGGGGGGUGAGCUAUAUUGAAUUUAUGUUUCCAAACAAAGCGUUGACAAAUCAGAUGAUCAGCUUUAUCCAAGAAAUCAGUCAGUAAUUCUCUGCCUUCUACAAACUACUGGUGGCCCAGAAUGCACAUGACCGACUUCUAUUGUCUGCCAACUUCUUGCUGUCUGGCAUUCAGGGCUUAGGAGAUACCCACUGGUAGUGUAGGUCCCAAUUUGGAGCACUGGGCAGGAAUGAAGAUGAUUGCGUUGAAUAUGCGUGCAUUUACUAGUCCCAAGCAGUGCAAUGAAUGUUUAAUCCCACAUCUCAAAUUCACAAGUGUUAACCUGGAUAAGUGAUCAUGCAAGAGGCCAAUUGAAUAGUACGGUGGAACCUGUUAAAUGCAUAAUCUAAUUUUCCUGGAUAUGCCAGAUUUUUUUAAUUGGAGGUUUGUAUGUUGUGUUUUCCUUUUGGUGCAUGGAAAUGUGGUUGUUGAGGUAUUUCAAAUGGCUUUGUUGCCUGCUUCUCUUUGGUUGCUUUAAUUUGGUUGAGGCUCUAAAAAUACCAUUUUUCAGGUUUAUUCCUUUAGCAGGUGUAGUUUCAGUGACCUCCACUGAACUAGGUUUGACCUCUGUUGUACUGAUGUGUUGUGACUAAAUAAAAAAGAACAAAGUAUUCUGCUAUAUGUGUCUCAGACCUUGGCCUUUCCCUCUGUUGACUGAGAAAAGCUAAGUUUUCUUUCCCUUGCAUUCUGUGUGAUGACCAGUUUUCAUACAUUUACCAGUUUCAUUAUUCUCGGACUUCUAACCUGUGAUUCGUGCUUUUGAAUAAAGUGACUUCAUUACAGGGGGGCCUCCUACAAAGCGACACAGCCCUCUCUCUGCUGUUAAGUCAGCCAGUCUGGUUCUAACCUGGCCAUCUGUGAACUAGGAAUGCUUAAAUCAGACUGGGAAUUGCAGGGUGGGAAAGAAAUCUAAAAUCUUUAAAACCUGUGUGGAUCACUUCACAAGUAGCUGCUGAGAGCUGUGUGCUUAGUUAUGUGCUGAGAGCGUAGAAAGUGCACUUAAGUGACAAAACAAAUGCUGUGGAAUCCGGCCCCCGCGAAAUCUCGCUGGGGAAUUUGUCGUGAUGAGCAGUGGCAAGCUGUAAUUCCGCACCUGCACAGCUCCAGGAGGCUUCUGUCCUCCUGUUUCCAAGGAAUUUGCUUAACCCUUUGGUUGCACUGGGUGCCUGAACAGUGUCUGAGGAAGCAGCCGUGUGCUUUAGGUUAGAUUGGAGUUCUGCCAGAGCAGAGGCAGUUGUCUGGGCCUCGGGGGACAGCAGUGCCUUCCAGUGCCUUAAAAGUAGUCCUGCCAAUUAAGGUGCUCCAGAGGAGUUCUUGAUCCUGAGCGGGAGGGCGAGGAGAGAAAGCCCUGGCAGAUGACAAACGGGAGCCUGCCUUUUCUGAGCUCUCUCUCACAGCUCACGAUAAAACAAAGGCAAGGUGGCAAGACGAAUUUCGACUUCUGGGUUCCUGAAAAGGCUGGGAGUCUGGCAGGUGGGUUUUAAGCCCAGGUUCCCAUUAGGGUUGUGCUGUGUUGCUCAGAUGCUGGUCCCUCUUGUGACACACAGCUCUAUUCUCUGCACUGCCUGUGCCUCAUGGACACUGCCUAUCAUCAGGCAGUGAUGGAAAGGACCCUAUAAUUUCUGCCAAGUGUCAGGUUAGUUUACAACCUUGAUUUCCAGUGGUGCUGCAGCACUAUUGAACAUCACUGUGCGUUGGCUGUUUAGACUUGUGUUGUUUCUGAGGUUUAGAUGGCUGCUGAGGUCAUUUGCAGGCUCUGUCUGAAGAGCUGUGGAACUGUAAAGCUUGUAGGAUGCCCCACUCAUCACAUUAAUGUGGCUAUGCCAUGAUUUGGGGGGGCACGAGUACUUUUUAUAUGUCGUACCUAAUUUUCCAGAUUACAUACGUUUCCAAAGAAAUAUUCUGGCUUCUUUUCAAACUAUUCAAGGUGACAGGUUUUCUGAGAACAGUACAGGUAGAGUUUUAGCAUCUUGGGAAGCAGGAUUGAAUUACAACAUGAGCUGUAAUAUGUAUAGAAAGUUAAUGCAAGGAUGUUGUCAUUUCUAUUUUAGAUUGAUACAGUCAUAAAAAAUACUAGCAUACGUUAGCAUUAUGUAUGUUUAUAAUACACCUGCCUGUAUAAAAAAUUUUUUUCAGAUGAACUAUAAAUUUCCUUCUGACAAAAAUAGUUUCAUGGGAUAUGAAGACUCUCGAAAGAUCUUAAAUCUGCUUAUUUUCAAAGUGUAUUAAAAUGAAUUGACAAAGUGAAAGAUGAGCAAAGUCUUGCAUUAAACGUUUCUAAGAGAAAAAUCCAAGAAAUGUAGUUUCUCACUUACUCAGUUUGGCUAA